Molecule: messenger RNA, 527 nt
Organism: Phaethon lepturus (White-tailed tropicbird)
Lineage: Eukaryota; Metazoa; Chordata; Aves; Phaethontiformes; Phaethontidae
Product: selenoprotein Pb-like
Exons: 3
Coding region: 24-527 (167 amino acids)
Biological process (GO): selenium compound metabolic process
Cellular component (GO): extracellular region
Molecular function (GO): selenium binding
Source: RefSeq, a predicted model, not a curated record
AGAAGGCGCCGCUCUCCCGUGCCAUGUUCGGGGAGCUGGAGCGUCAGGCCCCGCCAGGCAUCCCCGUCUUCCAGCCAGAGCUGGAGGAGCCCGACAUCUGGCAGGUCCUGGGGGGUGACAAGGACGACUUCCUCAUCUACGACCGCUGUGGCCGCCUGGCUUUCCACAUCCAGCUGCCCUACAGCUUCCUCCACUUCCCCUACGUGGAGUCGGCCAUCCGCUUCACCCACAGCAAGGACUUCUGCGGCAACUGCUCCCUCUACGCCAACACCAGCCAGGAGGCUAACAGUACCAUGGAGGUCCCUGUAACCAUGAGCCCGCUUCCCGAACAAGAGCAGAAGGAGUCAGAGACCCCCAUCCAUCAUCACAACCCCCUCCAUCCUCACCACCACCAUGUGGUCAGCACUGAGAGCACCAGAGAUCCCAAUGGGGACCAUGAACCUGCCACCCAUGCUCACCACCACCGUGGAGACCACAGGCAGUCCCAAGCCAAGGAGCCGAAGCAGGAGGAGGGAAACGAGCACUAG